ACUGUUUGAGAGUUGCUCAAGACUAAAAAAUCUAGCGUUUGUUUGUUGAUCUCCUGUAUUGAAAACAGAUAGACCCAUCUUCAAUUUGAUCGAUUAUUAACGUUUACAAAUACCUUAAGUUGUAUUACAAAAGUACUUUGAAAUGUUUUGGCAAAGUUUAGAGGUAAUUUUUGAGAUAUUUUGUAGUGACUUUGGCAAAUUGGAAGCUGUUGUUUUCUGGAUCGAAGGCGCCAAAUAAAUGGACAAUUUGUAUAUAUAUGGACGGAAUUAAUCGAACAAAAGGACCAUUUGUGAUGUUUAUGGGACAUAUUGGAGUGCCAACAAAAGAAUCUCGUCAAAGAAAAAACGUCAGAAAGCAAAUUCAGUUGAUGUGGAGCAGAAGACAAGAAAGAAGAAGGAGAGUGGCACUUCAUCCCCCUCUCCAAUUCCAUCUGACCGUUCUGAACAGAAUGGCUUCGCCACCUCUGACCCCUCACCCUCUGACCAACUCUCCUCCCUCCAUCCACCUCCCUCUCCUGUUAAAUGUUCCUCUCAGCCUUGCCCUCCUGCUAAACAGCCCUCUGUACCCCGGUCACCUGCCAAACACCCUUCCCCAGUGAAAUCCUCUCCAGUGGUGUCCCAUCCUAGUUCUCCCUCUCCUACCAACCCUCUGGACUGUCAUGGAGACACCAGCCAGGAGGUCACAACAGUCAGACCUCUGUCUCUUCAGGAACACUCUAGUCCAAGACCCCAGAGGCCAGUCUCAGCCACCAGAAGCAUGACUCUUCCCAGGGCCAGUUCAGCCACCAGAAGCAUGACUCUUCCCAGGACCAGCUCAGCCACCAGAAGCAUGACUCUUCCCAGGACCAGCUCAGCCACCAGAAGCAUGACUCUUUCCAGGUCCAGUUCAGCCACCAGAAGCAUGACUCUUCCCAGGGCCAGUUCAGCCACCAGCAGCAUGACUCUUCCCAGGGCCAGCUCAGCCACCAGAGGGCCAGAAGAGACCCAGGGGGCCAGAGGAGAACGGGGGGCACUGGUCAACAUGGAACUUCUUGGGUUGCCUAACAUUGGCAACACUUGCUUCCUUAACGCCACCCUGCAGUGCCUCCUGGUCCUGCCGUCCUUCUCAAAGGAAAUCCUGCACCAGGAACAACUCUGGAGCUCCUCCCCCUUCUCCAACCUGCUCAGGUGUCUGUCUGAUGUGCACCGUUUGAGUCUACCUGACAGUGUGGCAAACCAGGCCUCAAAAGCAGACCUCAUGUGGAAGGUCAAGUACUCCUUGUCGGGAUACGAUUUGAAGUAUCUGGGGGACACGCAACAGGACGCACACGAGUUACUAGUGAACAUGCUGUGCCAGCUGAAGGAGGAGGGCAUGAUACUGAAGACACUCGGGGUGAACUAUUCCUGCCCUGUUUCUCAGCUGGAGUUCCAGCUUGUUUCGGUGCGCACAUGUACCAGCUGUGGGCGCGAGUCGUCCACCAGAGAGGACUACAACCACCUCUCAUUGGACUUCAGCCCUGAGCGCACCUUGCUGAGCAGCCUAGCACUCACUUUCAAAGGUGAAAAGGUUGAAUUCACAUGUGAGGGUUGUAAAGGUCUCCACGCCUUAAAGGUGGAGCAGUUCCACACACUGCCUCUUGUGCUGGUUCUGCAUCUGAAGAGGUUUGGAGGACCUGGGGGGUUGGAGAAGCUGGAGGCUCCUCUUUUGUUUCCUUCGGAGUUGAGGCUCUCCACCCUCUGUGGGGACAUGGUGCCACACCUGCACAGUGCCAGCCCACAGGCACUCACCAACCAGGCCCCCAGCAUCCAGGGGUCCAUCCCCCAGGCCCUCGCCAGCCAAGUCUCCAGUCCUCCUGGAGAGGCCAAAGACAGCACCCUCUGCUUUACAGGUAAGUCAUGGCACCGUAACACUAUUCUUGCUCCAACACCACACAAACCACCCACUCCCAAAACGGUCCUGCUGACAGAGAAGCUGGAAGCUGCAAUUUAAAAUGUUUCUCAGACAUCUUUAGUGAUGUUUCUCAGA
Molecule: messenger RNA, 2005 nt
Organism: Salvelinus fontinalis (brook trout)
Lineage: Eukaryota; Metazoa; Chordata; Actinopteri; Salmoniformes; Salmonidae
Product: ubiquitin carboxyl-terminal hydrolase 37-like
Exons: 9
Coding region: 758-1969 (403 amino acids)
Biological process (GO): G1/S transition of mitotic cell cycle; protein deubiquitination
Cellular component (GO): cytosol; nucleus
Molecular function (GO): cysteine-type deubiquitinase activity; cysteine-type endopeptidase activity
Source: RefSeq, a predicted model, not a curated record